UAUACAAGUCCAUACAGCAGAGAAUAAAAAUGUAACACACAUUUUUAUUCUUUGCCGUAUUGUGAAUCUAUAUCUUGAUUGUAUGAUCUUUUUCUCAUUUACAUUAAAGUAUAUUAAAAUAAUAAAUAAAGUCUAAACGACAUAAUGGAUCAACAACAAUUACCAUAUGGUGCACAGCCCAAUAUUCAGGCAAAUCCUUAUCAAUCUCAACAAAAUCCUCUAUUUAAUAUUGUUUUGACACCUGAAGAAAUAAAAAUAUUAAAUGAAUGCCGAUCAAAUGCAAUAUAUCACAGAGGUCUUCCUAUGGGGGCAGCGAUGGCAGGUGGAUGUUAUUAUAUGAUGAAUAAAGGAAUAGUUAAAAGAAAUAUGUGGGGAAUGGCACUUAGUGGAAUUGCUGGGUUUUUUAUUGGAACAAUGUCUUACAGAGGAAUAUGUAUGGAGAAGUUACUGUCACUUCCUAACAGUACAUUAAAAGAUAGAAUUUUAGCUGCUCAAGGAAUGCAACCACGAGUCAGAGUUGAUGUUAAUACUGGUGAAAAUUUCUUUGAUUCUAUCUUGCCUUCAUCUGAUACUCCACAAGGUUCAUCAUUUGACGUGGAACCUUAUCAAUCGAAUCAAUUAGAUUCUUAUGAUUUCCGUCCUGUUGACGCAGAAACUGCAUAUGCUGUAAAUCCUCCAUUGCAACCAGCCCAACGAGAAACUUAUACGACUUAUGAUGAAUUACGUCGUCGCAAUCGUGAUGAUUAUUAUAGAGGCAAUAGUAUACAAUCAGGACCGAGAGGUCCAGCUCCUCCACCUUCAUCUUCGUUGUAUUCACCUCCAUCACCGAGCAAUGCUCCAUCACCGUACAAUGCUCCACUCCAACAAGGCCCUCCACAAUCAGCAUCAUCAUAUGGAGCAACUGGUUUCUAUAGUGAUAGACCACCAGAGUAUGCUAGCAUUGCGGACAGAACGUUUGAACAACGACAACGUGAUGAUCAACGACAACGUGAUGAACAACGAUGGUAAAUGUUUUGAAAGGUAGUACUUGGUUGAAAAAAUUGGUACUUUAUAUGUAAAUGUAUAUUAUAACAAAUUACUGUGACAUGCUUUUGUAUUGUUAUAUUAAAUAUUAUACCUACGUAAAAUAUUGAAA
Molecule: messenger RNA, 1135 nt
Organism: Chelonus insularis
Lineage: Eukaryota; Metazoa; Arthropoda; Insecta; Hymenoptera; Braconidae
Gene: asrij
Product: OCIA domain-containing protein asrij
Exons: 5
Coding region: 145-1008 (287 amino acids)
Cellular component (GO): endosome
Source: RefSeq, a predicted model, not a curated record